UUUCUCUUCCAGCCCCAGAAGCUUUGAAAAUUUUGACAGAGAAAGACCACGUGCUUCUCUUCUGGAAGAGCCUGGCGGUCCGAGAGAGGGGCUUUAACGAGAGCAGGGGAUAUGAAGUGCACAUGUUUGACAGCGUCAUCAACCAGACGUCAUACCUUGGAAACACCACAGACACAUACUUCCGUAUCAGCAGCCUGCUUGCAGGACACAACUACACGUUCUCAGUACAAGCACGCUGCCUGGUUGGUGGACAGCUUUGUGGGGAAUCUGCACUGCUGCUCUAUAUCCCCCCAAAAGGGAUCGUUGAUGCUUCUCGGAGUGAGAACCAUUCAAAGGACAUGGCUUCAGUGGUGGUUCCAGUCCUCUUCCUGCUGCUGCUGGUAGUGGGUGGAGGUUUGGUGGCGCUUUACCUUCGACACCGCCGUCUGCAGAACAACUUCAGUGCCUUUGCCAACUCCCACUACAACUCACGCCUGGGCUCUGCUAUCUUCUCUUCUGGGGAUGAACUGGGUGACGAUGAUGAAGAUGCUCCCAUGAUCAGCGGUUUCUCAGAUGAUGUCCCCAUGGUUAUCGCAUAGCCCGACACUCCCCUUCCUGUUGUUUUCCUGCUGCCUGUUUCUGUCUUGGUCCCGUUCUGCGACGCAGUGGUACGAUGGAGCGCUAAGCUAAAAGACCCAAACUCAACUCCAUUUUGAGUUCAGUGAGGAGAGUUGGACCCAGUGUUCAGGAACGCUGAAGAAAAAUGGAGAAGCUUAAAAAGAGUGAGAUAUUUUUCAAAGAAAUGAUGCACUUUUUUGAUGCGCAAUAACUUAUUUUUUUAUAAAGUGAAUCAUGUUUAUGAGUUUAAAAAGGACAGGAAAGAAGAGUUGGACACUGAAGAAAACUGUGAAGAGUCUGAGUUUGUCCAGCAGUCUGGGGAAAGACCCUGUUUGUGAUGAAAACUCGCGGU
This is a messenger RNA of Austrofundulus limnaeus, 949 nucleotides long. RefSeq names its product sortilin-related receptor. The record is from RefSeq and is a predicted model, not a curated record. Gene Ontology annotation, cellular component: plasma membrane. Gene Ontology annotation, molecular function: protein binding. Lineage: Eukaryota; Metazoa; Chordata; Actinopteri; Cyprinodontiformes; Rivulidae.